UACAACUACGCAUGUGCCAAAGGUGGCCGCCCAAAGCACUGAAGCAGGGCCUUCUUUCGGGCAAGCGCACUAGCGGCCGCCGAAGCGCUUCCGCCUCCCCGCCGCUGCCGUCGCCAUGGCCGCGCCGGCCCCGGGCUUAAUCUCAGUCUUCUCGAGCCCGCAGGAGUUGGGCGCCUCGCUAGCGCAGCUAGUGGCUCAGAGGGCAGCAUGCUGCCUGGCUGGGACCCGCGCCCGCUUCGCGCUCGGCCUGUCGGGCGGCAGCUUGGUCACGAUGCUGGCCCGUGAACUGCCCGCCGCCGCUGCCCCCGCCGGGCCCGCUAGCCUCGCCCGCUGGACGCUGGGCUUCUGCGACGAGCGCCUAGUGCCUUUCGAGCACGCCGAGAGCACGUACGGCCUUUACCGGACACACCUGCUCUCCAGGCUGCCCAUCCCAGACAACCAAGUGAUCACCAUCAACCCUGAGUUACCUGUGGAGGAGGCAGCUGAGGACUAUGCCAAGAAGCUGAGACAGGCAUUCCAAGGAGACUCCAUCCCGGUUUUCGACCUUCUGAUCCUGGGAGUGGGCCCAGAUGGUCACACUUGCUCACUUUUCCCAGACCAUCCCCUUCUGCAGGAGCGUGAGAAGAUUGUGGCCCCCAUCAGUGACUCCCCAAAGCCACCCCCACAGCGUGUGACACUCACACUACCUGUCCUGAAUGCAGCCCGAACUGUCAUCUUUGUGGCAACUGGAGAAGGCAAAGCAGGUGUUCUGAAGCGCAUUUUGGAGGACAAGGAAGCAAACCCACUCCCUGCUGCAUUGGUCCAACCCCACACCGGGAAACUUUGCUGGUUUCUGGAUGAGGCAGCCGCCAGACUCCUAACAGUGCCCUUUGAGAAGCAUUCCACUUUAUAACCAUCAGGCCAGAGAGACUCCACAGCUGGGACCACACAUGGCCUGAGGGGCUGGGCCCCUGCUGGCCACUGCGCUCCAGGCCCCCAUUUGGAAAAGCCACAUGGUGCUGCUGUUGGAAGUUGACAGUCUGUCCACCAGCCCUGCCCUGGGGGUUCAGCCUGUUUGCCACAGCUCCAGGUGACCUGGAUAUUAAAAGCAGCUUUACUGGAA
Molecule: messenger RNA, 1102 nt
Organism: Otolemur garnettii (small-eared galago)
Lineage: Eukaryota; Metazoa; Chordata; Mammalia; Primates; Galagidae
Gene: PGLS
Product: 6-phosphogluconolactonase
Exons: 5
Coding region: 116-892 (258 amino acids)
Biological process (GO): pentose-phosphate shunt; carbohydrate metabolic process
Molecular function (GO): 6-phosphogluconolactonase activity
Source: RefSeq, a predicted model, not a curated record